Molecule: messenger RNA, 1247 nt
Organism: Rhododendron vialii
Lineage: Eukaryota; Viridiplantae; Streptophyta; Magnoliopsida; Ericales; Ericaceae
Product: protein transport protein SFT2-like
Exons: 4
Coding region: 248-952 (234 amino acids)
Biological process (GO): vesicle-mediated transport
Cellular component (GO): membrane
Source: RefSeq, a predicted model, not a curated record
AACACGAUUUCGCAAAGAGAUGAGAUUAUGGUAAUGAGAAGAGAUUAUGGUGAGAUUCGUGAACAACUAGUUAAUGCUUUCACCCUCGCAGUAACUUGCGCAAUCACUUAAGAUCGCAUAGUCUCAGACCCACCAAGAAAUUGGUCGACGGAUCUUCAUUGAUAAUCUUCAUUCACAUAAGUCUCAGACCCAGAAGUCAGAACCAGACCUCGAAUUCAAAUCUGCACUUCCAUUAAACAAAAUAAAAAUGCAGAGCUGGUUUUCACUGGGCAGCAGCACCGGCGAGGACAGUCAUCGGAAACCACCGCAACCCACGACGACGUCGUCGUCGUCCACUCUCCUAUCCGAUUGGAACUCGUACGCGUCCUCGAAGGCUUCGGAAGACAGCGGCGGGAGCCUAGUCGGGGUUUUUGACCUCGAAUCUGCUGUCAGGUCCGCCAAUGAUACCGUCACCGGUACCUUCAACGUGGUUUCAAAAGGAGUGAGAGACAUACCAGGGAGCUUGCAGUCUGCCACCAGUAAUAUUCCUUCAGGAAAAUCUCUCAUGUACUUUGGGCUACUUCUAGCAACAGGGGUGUUCUUUAUUUUCAUUGCAUUUACAAUGUUCCUUCCAGUCAUCGUGUUGGUGCCGCAGAAAUUCGCCCUCUGCUUCACUCUCGGAUGUUGCUUGAUCAUUGGGUCAUUCUUUGCUCUUAAAGGUCUAAAGAAUCAGUUGGAGCACAUGUUAUCGAAAGAGAGACUUCCUUUUACAUUGGGAUUCUUAAGCACCAUGGUGGGUACCAUUUAUGUCUCAAUGGCACUACAUAGCUACAUUCUCUCUGUACUCUUCUCUGUACUUCAGGUUAUUGCACUAGCAUACUAUGCCGUAUCAUACUUCCCUGGUGGAUCUACUGGGAUGAAGUUCAUGUUGUCUGGUGUUUCCUCAUCUAUACUGAAAUGCUUUGGCCGGUGAUUUUGCCACCUUAUAGUCCGUGUAUUGUUUUCCACACAAUAUCCUAAGGAUCUAUCAGGGCAUUAGAAUCUGAAUGUUCACUCGUUUACUGGAAAGUUUUGUUCUGGACAUCAGCUUUAUAUGACAACCAAAUGUACAAGGAACUGGGUCUGCUGUAAUCUUUGAUGGUUUUUACAUUGAAUGAGACAUAAACUUGGAUUGGUUUGUAACCUGAAACCUUACGGGCUGCAAUAUGUUUCCGGAUUAUGUUGUUUAAUGCCGAAUGGAGUCCUUAUGAAAGGAUGAUGAUGAGAAA